Messenger RNA from Ipomoea nil (Japanese morning glory), 5574 nucleotides. Its product is annotated as filaggrin-like. The coding region runs from base 1 to 5574 and encodes 1857 amino acids. The transcript has a single exon. NCBI's taxonomy places the organism in Eukaryota, Viridiplantae, Streptophyta, Magnoliopsida, Solanales, Convolvulaceae. The record is from RefSeq and is a predicted model, not a curated record.
AUGGAUGAAGCGAUCGAACCCAACAAAAACCAGGGGACCGGGGAGGAGCGAAAUAGGCGAGCGCAAGGGACAAGAGGAGACGAGAGAGUCGCGCGGAGGAGAGCGGAAGCGGAGCCGGGAGAGCGCCAGCCAGAGGGGAGGGGCCGGGGGGGGGCCGCGGAACGGGAGACCGGCAGCCAGGGGGGCCGCAGACCGGACGCAGAACCCGAGAGGGGGAGGGGGAGCGACGGAGCGGCGGAGGACCGGAACGGAAGGGGCGAGCGAAGCCAGAAGCCGGGAGCCCAGCAAGCCAGGGGAGAGGAGGCACAGAGGGGGGGGGACGAACAACGACGAGGGAGGAAGGCCAACCAGACCACGGAAGAAGCCGAGGCAACGGGCACCACGGAAGGAAGGCCCGAAGAGAGAAGAGAGAAGAGAGAGGAGGAGGGAAAAGCGGACAGGCGCCCACGGGGGGCAAGGACGAGCACAACCGGCAGCAAAGAACAAAACACACGAAGCAGAGGGAGAGGGCCGCGAGGGAAGCAGAGGAGGAGCCAGGAGGGGCACAGGCAGGGGAAGGCGCCAACGGAGGGCCGGAAGGAACAAACCCGAGGGGAGGCGCGGGACCGGAAGGGAGGGGGCGCAAAAGACAGGAGGGGCACAACGGAAGGAGAAAACGCAGCCAAAGGGGACAAAAGAGGACACGGGAGGAGCGCGAAAACGGGAGAAGCAGGCCGGAAGGAGAGAGCGCGGAAGGGGAGCAGAAGGCGAACGAGAGGCCAGGACGGCGGGAGAAGGGAACGGGAAGGACGAGCGCGAACAGCGAAGAGCGGGGAGGGGACACGGCGGGCACGCCCACGCAGCAAAAAGAGCCAAAAGAGAGGCAAGGCACAGAAGCAGGCCAAGAACGGAGACAAGAAACCAAAGGGCGAAGGCCAGAAAGGGGGAAGCGGAAGCAGACACCAGAACGGCCCAAAGAACGGCAAGGGCACGGGAAAGGAACGGAACAGAAGGAGGCGGACGGAGAGGGCCCACAAAAGGGGGGGAGCCGGACAAACCAAAAGGGCCCAGGAGCAAGGGGGAAGAAACGAAAGACGCGAGGAAGCACGGAAGAAGGGAGGAAAGGACAGGGCACCACAAGGGAAAGGCGGGGGGGCGAAGAAAGGCCGGAAGAGGGGGACAACAGGGGCAGAAAGAGGGGGCACAACCAAAGGGGCAAGAAGGGGAACGGAGGAAGGGAGAGGAACAAAGACAAGAGGAAGACGGGGGGAAGAGGGGGACGGAGGGGGGAACAGACAAGCCCAAGGGGAAGGGAGGAAGACAAGAAGGAAAGCCAAAAACGGGAGGGGAGGAGCGGAAGGAGCGGGGCGAAAGGAGCACGCCCACGGAGGAAAACAGGCGGCAGCGAAAGGAAGAAAGGAACGGAAGAAGAGACAGACGCAGAAGGGAGGGAGGGACCAACGAACAAAGGAAGACAGAAGGCCCCACCAGGAGGGGGACAGACGAAAGAAGCAAGGGGGGGGCCAAGGAAAGGCCAACGAAAGAAGGAAGAGAGAGGCCCCACCAGAGGGGGACAGACGAAAAGAAACAAAAGACAGCGGGCAAAACCAAGGGAGAAGGGGGCGCAAAAGAGACAGGGGAGAGGAGGGGAAGCCAAAGAGGGAGGGCAAAGCACGGAACGGACGACAGGGAGGCCGAAGAACCGAGCAAGAGGCGGGGAGGAAGGAAGAGAAGGGACGAAAGGGGGGGAAGGGACGGAAGACAGGGGGGCCAAGGCAAACCAGGAAACGGAGAAGGAGAAGGGAACGAAAGGGAGAAGGCGAAGAAAGGGGAGAAAAGGAGAGCGAAGGGGGGAAGGGAGGGAGGGACAGAAAACGGGCCGGGGGGCGAAAGGGGAAGGCGAGGAAAGCCAAGGAAGAAACCCGGAGGAGAAGAGGGGCACAAGGACGAAAGAGCCAGAAGAAGCGAGGGACAGAAAACGGGCCGGGGGGCGAAAGGGGGACGCAAGGAGAGCCAACGGAAAAAGGGAGGGAGGAGGAAACCAGGAGCAAAGGAGGGGAAGAAGCAAAGGACAGAAAACGGGCCGGGAGGCGAAAGGGGAGGCAAGAAGAGGCAGGGCGAGCAGGAGGAGAAAAAACGGAAGAGAGCAGGGGCCGGGGCGGAAGCCCGGGGGGCAAAGGAAGAAAGAGGAGCGAAAGGGACAGCAGAAAAGGAAACGGCAGGAGAGAAGGGAAAGGAGGGACAAAGAACCAGAAAGGAAAGAAAGGAGGGAGGGCGAGCAGCACGGAGAAAACGACGAAACGACAGGCCGAGACAGAAGGGCCGGGGGGCGAAAGGAGGACCGGAGGCCAGGAGGGCAGCCGGAGGAAGGAGACAAAGAGAACGAAAGGGCCGGGGGGCGAAAGGGCAGCAGAGGACAGACAAGGAAGCACAAAGGAGAGGGCCAAAACGGGAGGGGAGCAAAAGAAACCGCGGAAGAGAGAAGGGGAACAGAGGAAGGAGGCGGGGGCGACGCCCAAAACCAAAGGAAAAGGAGAAGAGCACGAGACAAGGAGCAAAGGCGGGCCGAAACGGGAGGGGAGGAAAACGGAAGAAGCGGAGGGAGCGGAAGAGGCGGGAGCAGGCCGGAAGGAACCAAGAGGGAAAACGCAAGAGAGGGCAGGAAAGGAAAGAGGCGGGGCGAGGCGGGAAGGAACCGAAAGAAAAGCACAGGGGCAAGGAAGACGGAAAAGGGGGACAAACAGAGGAGACCAGAGGGGGAGGGGAAAAGCGAAAGAGACGCCAAGGAAAGGGGGGAGAGACGAAGGCGCACGGAAAACCAAGGCCGGAAAGAGAGGAGCAAGGGAAGGAGACGAGGGGCACAAGAGGGCGGAAGGCAGGGCCAGGAAAACGAGGAGGGCGCCCCGAGGCAGAGAGACGGAAGGGAGAACGGGGGGGGGAGGAACCGAAAACGGGAGGGGAGACACCAGAAAACGGGAGGGGGCACCGAGGAGGAAAGCGGAAAGGGGGAACGAAAAGGAGCGGACGAAACGGGCGGAAAGGCAGGCACGACCGCAACGAAAGGGGAGGCAGAAGGCCAACGGAAAGAGGAACGAAGAGAAGGCCAGCGCAAAGGAGGCAGGGCGAAAGGCAGAAGAAAAGGGCAGAAGGGAAAACAGAAGAGGAGGCGGAGGACAAAGAGGCAGAAAAGGAAACAGGAAACGCAGAGAGGCCAAAGAAAGGGCAGAACGGAAAGCAAGGGACAAGAGGAGAGGGGAAAGGAGAAACGGAAGAGGCAAACACCGAGGAGGCCAAACCAAAAGAGACCCAACAGGGGAAGAAGAAGGGACGGAAGAGAGACGGGAAAAGGGGGAAACGGGAAGCCCAGGGGAAAAGGGGGAAGGCAGAAAGAGCAAAGGAGGAGAAAGAACGGAAGGGACAAAGGCAAACAAGAGCAAACCAAAAGGAGAGGCGAGCAGGGGGAAAGCAAAAGCGCACAAACCCGAAGGGCAGAAGGAAACGGAAGAGGAGGCACGGAAGGGGAGCGAAGGCAGAAAACAAGCGAAAGAGGAGGAACCAACGAAAGAAGAGGAAGGGAAACCAAAGAGGCAGGAGGCAGACGGAACCAAAGAGGGGCAAGCAGAACGAAAAGCAGAAGGCAAGAACGAAAGGAAGGAGGGAAGGAAGGGCAAAAGGCAAGGGCCGAGAAAAGAGGGGGGCCAAAGGACGAAAGGGAGGCAAAAGCACGCGCCAGAACGCCAGGAGAAGAAGGAGGAGGAGGAAGGGCAAAAGGGCAAAGAACCAAAAGAGCAAGAAAGAGCCAGAAGAAGAGGAGCACAGGAAGGAGGAGACGAAAGAGGGAAAAACAAGGGGGAAAACCGCGAACAGGGAGAAACGGGGGCGGAGAAAAGGGGGAAAACGGAAGAAAAGGGGAAGGCCGAAAAACAGGAAGGGCAAGAAAAGGAGGGGCGGAACGGGAAGAGGGGCACAGAAAGGGAGGGGAAACAGGGCAAGGGCAGAACGGAAGACCAGAACAAGAGGAAGGGCAGCAGGAAGGAAGGAGGAAGAGCAAGAAGGAACAGGAGAAGCACGAGGAACAGGAAGAAGAAGGACAAACGAAAGGAGGGGAAGGCACGGGGAAGGGGGCCAGGGGCGAAAGAGAAAAGAGGGGACGAGGCCAAAGGAGCGGGGAACGGGAACGGGAGCACGAAGGAGCAAGAAGAACGCAGAAAAGAGAAGGAAGGGCGAACCGGAAGGAGGCAAACCGCAGCGCGCCAGGGCGCGAACAACGAGGACGAGCCACAAGAGAAGAAAAAACGCCAGAAGGCGCCCAAGCGGCACGAGCGGGGGCAAGAAACGCGAGGCAGCGGCCAAGGGGACGGGAAAAAGGGAGGGGGAGGACGGAAGGACCAACAGGAAGAGGCAGGGAAAAGGAAGGGGGAAGCAGGCCAAGGGACCAAAGAGAGCAGAGGACCAGGAAAGAAGAAGGAGGAGGAAAAGGAAGAAAAGGAGAGGAGCCCCGAAACGGAAGAACAGGAAGGAAGAAGGCCGAAGGAAGAACGAAGAAAGGGCAAAACGGGAAGGAAGGGAGGCCAAAGACGAAGCGCAAGGGACCACAGAAGAAGGAACCAGGACGAGGAGGAGACGGAGGGAGACGGAAGGGAAGGGAAGAACCAAAGGACCAGGAGACAGACAAGAGACCAACGAGAGGGCGGGGGCCAGAAAAGGAAAGACGGAAGAGGAGGAGGAAGGCCCGGAAAAACGAGGGAGAGAGGAAAAAGGAAGCAACGGAAACAAGAGGGAGAGGCGGAAGGGCCAAAAGAACAAGGAAAGCCGGAAGGGCGCGAAAACAGGCCAAGACAAGAAGGAGAGCACGGAAGCACGCAAAGGAGGCGCAGAAACCGCAAGGACCCAAGGGAAGGAGAACAGGAAGAAAAAGGGGCGAAGGACGGAAAGAGACCCAAAACGGAAGAGGAGGACCAACGAGGAAGACCAAAAGAGGGGAGGGAGGAAGAAGGAAAACGGAAGAAACAGGGGAGAAGGAGCGAGAAGGAGGAGGAAAAGAGCAAGCAAAAGGGGGGAGCCAGACGGGAAGGACCCAAGAGAGGGCCCAAAGAGCGGGGCAAAAGAGGGGCGAAAGGCCCAGAGACACAGAAAACGAAAAGGGGCGCAAAAGGAAGGGGAAACCAAACAAGCGACGGGAGGAGGGCAGAAGGCCGAAAAGGGACCGAAGGAGCCAAAAGGGAAGGAGAGGGAAGAAGGAAGGGAGGAGGAAGAAGAGGCGAAAGCCAACCGGAAGGCAGGCGAGGAGGAAGGGAGAAGGAGAACAAGAAGGAGGAAGAGACGAAGCAGGCGGGGAGGGGCAGAGGAAGAGAGGAGGAACCCAGAGAGGCCGGGAGCAAGGCCGGAAUGGAACCAAGAGGGCAAAACGGAAGAGAGGCAGUCGAAAGGAAAGAGGCGGGGGCGAGGCGGGAAGCAACCGAAAGAAGCACCAGGGGCAAGGAAGACGGAACAAAGGGGACAAAAGAUGAGACAAGGGCGGAGGGCGAAAAGCGGAAGAGACGCCAGUGGAAAUGGGGGGAGAGACGAAGGCGCACGGGAAAACCAAGGCCGUGA